Messenger RNA from Microplitis demolitor, 2060 nucleotides. RefSeq lists its product as uncharacterized. The record is from RefSeq and is a predicted model, not a curated record. NCBI's taxonomy places the organism in Eukaryota, Metazoa, Arthropoda, Insecta, Hymenoptera, Braconidae. The transcript is spliced from 3 exons. The coding region runs from base 316 to 1857 and encodes 513 amino acids.
AGUUGAGUUUGCUGUAUUACUGUAAAUUUCAAAAGACUGGAAUAUUGUUGGUCAAGCUGCUGGAUGAUAAAUCGCUUGCUGGUUUUUAUAUAUAUUUUUUGUGAUGAAUAUAGCAACUAAAUAUUAUUGUAUUGGUAAAUUUAUAAACAAACAAUAAUAAUUGUUAAUUUAAAUAAUAAUUACGAGCACGGAAGUUAAUUAACUGAGGAAGCUCAUUAGUUUUGCUGACAAAUCUCCAGGAAAUUUAAUGGGGGAUUGAAAAAAAAUUGACGAUCAACUUGGGUUUGGAGGUUUGAAUUUUUUUAAAUUUAAAUAAUGGCGAAAAGAAAACGCAAGAGUGAUGCUGUGGAAUCUCCGUGCGACUUUCAAAUAAAAAUAACGGGAAAUUCUGAUGAUGUCCAGGAUAUUGUUCAUGAAAUUCGUAAUACUUUUAAUUUUGAUGACUUUUUCAAUCAACCUGCGACGAGUAACUCACAGGAAGAGGUAACUUUUAAUUUAUUGGAGUCAUCUCCCUCGCCGCUGGCUCCCAUCAACGGCAAGAACACGGAAGACAAGCCCAGGAAAAAAUUAAAAAAGGUCGACGAACAAAUACUUCCUAAACGGGUCGUCCUGGUCGUUCCGAAAAACUCACCGUCAAGAACAACGCCCGGAACUAACAGCAAUCAGACACCCAGUGAUCCAGUUCCCAAUGGAGAUGACAGCUGUCAAAAAAUUGCUACUCCACUUUCAGCGGCAAAUGACAGUGAUAAAUUUAAAAUUCCUGAUGAAUCAUCUGGGAUUAAUGACACCCCGGUUAAAAUAACCGCCAAAAGUACCAAUCAAGAGGUUAAAAAGACCAAUCGAGUGGCGGGAAAACGAAAUUUAAAUUCAAAUUUAAGUGCGGAUAUAUUAAAAAAUUUACCAAAGCUUCCAGUUGAUAAAAGUAAACUAGUUGACAUAAUUAAAUUACCGAAAGUUGAGAUAAAUUUUCAAGAAACCGCGCCAAGUUUAAAUGGUAAUUUUAAAAAAUCACCUAAAGUUAAAUUGCAAUUGCGCGCAGCAGAUCCAAAUUUAUUAAAAAGUGAUGAAUUUAAAGAAAAAAUAAGAAAGUUCAGAGAGAAAUCAAAUGAUUCUAUCAACGAAUCAAUUAAUUCAUCAAUUAAUAAUAGUCCGAUUAAUAUUUCAUUGAUACCCAGAGACUCUAUCAGUAAUUAUUUGGUAAAGAAAAAACUUACUAAUGAUUCUUUGGAGAAUGACAAAAAUAAGUCAGUUGAUAAAACUGGCGGGAAUUUAAAAAUAGCAAAAUCACCGCAGAAAGAAACGGCAGCGGUCAAUAGUGCGAGCGCUAAUUUAAGUGUCAAUAAAAAAAAUGUAACCGAGGUGUCGGAAAAUUUGGUAUCAACGACUACUGAGUCGACUCAAUUGAAUAAAAAUAAUAACAAGAACUGUCAGUGCAGUAAAAUGAAUAUAAUGGUCGACAUUGUCUCGGGACUGUUGGCGAAAAUGAAGGAAAAAUCAAAUGAAAUAGACAAGAGCAAAAUAAACAUGGACCAGUUGAAAGGAUUGAAGGAUCACCAGGACACCGAUGAGUUGUUGAAGCGGCUGAGAGAAAAAGACCAAAUGAUAACUCAGCUUGAGGAAAAGAACAGAGAAGUCACUGAGCACUUGAGGAGAGAACAGUUGUCUAGUUCGAAGCUGAGGAUAAAUUUGAUGAGCUGUCAGACGGAGUUGCAAAAAAUAAAAAGUAUUGUCAAGAUGAAGACGGAUCUUAUCAAUGAAACUGUUGAUAGUGUCGUAAAAGUAAAAGAAUACUUUGGAGACGAAGUGAUAACCGGUGGAAUCUCUGACACUGAAGACGAAACUUUCAGCCAGACGUAGCUGUAGUUUAUUUUUAAAAUUUUGAAUUAAGUUGUGUUGUUAUUUAUAAUUAAUUUGAAAGAAAAACAAAUGUACAUUUUAAAUAAUUCAUAAGAUUACUGACAAUUGUUUAGAUACGUUAAAGUAAAUGUCAUUUUUUAAUAAUAAAUGAUGCGUCUUAAUAUUAAUUUAAGUUUCGUAGUUAAUUAAGAUAAAUAUUUAAA